UACUGUGGAGAGUCCGUUCUAUUUGUUAUUGUUGGUGAUUUCUGAUAGACAGAGACCGGACAAUGAGACUGAACAUCGCUUUACUGACACUGGUCAUCGUGGCUGUGGCCUUUGCCCAGGACCCAACGUGCGGACUGAACAUGGACGAGAUGAAAUGCGCCGCAGAGGAAGUUUUCCCAAAUUGCCAGGUCACCUCUUUGGAGUGGACUACCUGUGUGUGUCCCCCAACGACCAAGUGUAAGCUGGAAGAUAAUGAUGGGUCCUGCAACUACUUUUGUGAACCAGUCGGGUUUGAAGUCGAAGACAACAAUGCGGGAAUGGGCCCUGGGGAUGGAAUGCGAUGAAUGCCUACGGCCAUGAUGGAAGAGAUUGCACACACCCGUACUUGUCGUGAACGUGCUUGUCUGACAUCAGGUCUUUCUGAACACUGACUCUGCCAACCUGUCAUCAACUCUUUAUCCCACAUUUGCUUAUUCCGAGCAAAGAGAAUAGUUACAUAUUCCAUUUCGACCAAAAACAUAGAUUCACUGAAUUGCUCUAAGGCCAAAUUGACCCAAUGUGGAGGUCAAUCCUGAAAGGUGUAAAUGGCACCAAAUUCUGAACAGCUAUGACCUCUUUGUCAACACUUUAUGUGGUCACUCUCAAUAUUGAUCAUUAAAGUACUUUAUAAUUGUA
Molecule: messenger RNA, 675 nt
Organism: Haliotis rubra (blacklip abalone)
Lineage: Eukaryota; Metazoa; Mollusca; Gastropoda; Lepetellida; Haliotidae
Exons: 3
Coding region: 63-344 (93 amino acids)
Source: RefSeq, a predicted model, not a curated record